CUUUGUAAGAGCAGGUGCUCUGAGCAUCUGCUGUGCUGUGCUGUAGCUGUGCAGCAUUUGUGCAGGAGACUCUCAUACUGAGGGCUAUUUCCCUCAGCAACUCUUGCAUACAUAAUAUAAUUUUCUCCUCCUUUCCCUUUUCUCUGAGAUACACGCACACUAUACAUAUGAGUCAGUGUGCACUUGCUCUCCCACUGUCUCUCUCUUUCUCUCUCUCCCUCCCUCUUUCACUCCCCUCCCCCCUCACUCUCUGUCAGUGACACAGAAAAACUAACCCCCCCCUUGUAUAGCGCAUUCAUGCCCCCAUGGCACACAAACACCCAGCUCUCGCUCUUCCUCCCCUGCCUUGCUUUGUUUUUAUUGUAUUUUUUUAAAUCCCUCUUUCUCGGUCAGACCAUUCGGGCAAUGAUAGAGAAAGUGCCCCUCUGUCCCUUCGCAAAUAAGAAACCACUUGCACCCAGUCAAUUUGUUCUGUUCAUCUGUGGUGUUUUUGAGAAGCAAUAUUUUGUAACAAGGAAUGGUCCACAGAGAGGUUUUGUCCACAAAAUAAUUGAGAGUUGUUUCUUUUGCUUAACUGUCAGUCACCCAAAUGCACUCUCUCACUGUCAAUCUCCUGCUGGCGCUGGAUGAUAACCAGCCUCCCCCCUCCACACUGUAUCUAUGUUGCUUUCUCCCAGCCCCCUCCUCACCCCCACCCCUUUUCAGUCUCCAUCCAAGUGUGUUCUUCGGCUCUGGCUCUCUGUCUAAAUAUAUAUGGGCAUUUCUACCUCCCUCCAUCUCUCUGAACCACAGCCAACCCAAAUCCUGGUCGGUCACUGAAGUCUUGGGAUCCCCCCAUUUUGCUUCCAUUUGCGAUUUGGGGGUUUGUCACGGGGGAUAAUAUAUAGAACGCUGAAAUAUCUGAUUUUUUUCUUUGCGUUUAGCAAAAAAGAAAAAAUUGCUUCGUUUGUUCGCAUUACUCAGCUUGGUAUUCUCUUUGGUGGACCACAGUUCAUAGUCAGUGGUGUCCACUGUGACCGAGGCUGUGUAAGGUGUGAAGUUCUUAAUUGUAAGAGGCACGGACCAGAGGAAGACCCCUAUCCAACAUCUCCUUUCACCCUGCACGAGACAUGGAAGAUGUACCGAUGAUUAAACUCGUUAGUGGAUUAAUGAUCUAACGGUGCGAUCGUACCGAUUUUUUUGUGUUUGAAAUUGACAGAUAGCCUACGCUCCGGGAUUUUCAGGAGUCCGUUCUCCUCCACUUAAAGAGUCUCCUGGGAUCCUCCUCCGUGUUAAUCCCUCACCAUCUCCAAACCGUCCUCCCAUCCAUCAACACAAGUGCCACUCCGAGCAGGAAAAAUCCACAAGAGCGAGAACACUGUAUUUUGUACACCAGCGCGACAUUUAAUUUCGUCUCGCAUUUGGUUCUUUUUUUUCUGAGAGUUGAACAGCCUCUAAUUCAUGAUGAUUUUUUUCAGCGGACAACCCGCUUUAAUCAUCAGCAGUAAAUUCCAUUGAUUUACGAAAUAAGUCGAAAGAAACUGAGAAGGGGAAAUCAAAUAGGGAUUUUAAAAUUGUAGGCUACAGUUCAAGCUUUGGGGUGGUUACCAGGGGGUUUAGCCAUCAUGGAAACUGUCCCCAGCUACUCCCCGUCAAUAUGGGUCCGGGUAUGUCAUGCCCUCCCACGCUUGGACCUCACAAUGCAGAUGCGGGAUAAUUCGUUCGUCCCAGACAGUUGGGAAUACCAGCAGACUCUGCUCGUCCUUUCCAGCCUCUCGGCCAUUGCACUCAUCUUCUCGCUCCUUGUCGUCCUCGCCUUCCUCGUUCACUACUGCUGCUGUCACCGUAGUGACUCGGGCAAUACUUCCGAUGAAGAGGAGGAGGACGAUGAUGCCAGCGGUGGCCACGGAUACAGCGGGAGAAAGGGAAGGGGCAUCUGUUGUGUCACGUGGGUUUCUGUGGCAGCAGUCACCCUUUGCUGUGUUGCCAUAGGCGUUGGUUUCUAUGGCAACAGUGAGGCCAACGAUGGGAUGUAUCAGUUGACCUCGUCGCUGCUCACAGCCAAUUAUACACUGGCUUCCAUCGAUCUGCUGGUGGCUGACAGCGUCGCCGGGCUCCAGCAGUCCAUCUCUGGGCCUCUGACCACCAUGGAGGACCUGUUCACAGGCAACAAGCCGGCGCUGGUGUCCACGCGCUCCUGCCGCCGUCUCUCUGAGCGGGUGGUGUCCCUCCUGUCCUCCCUGACCCUGGCCCGUGGGCUCGUGCCCACAGACGGGGGCACGGGGAACGGCAGUGACACCAUCAUAGGGGUGCUGACCCCAGCGCCCCCGUCCAUCGCCCCGACCCUCACGCCAGCCUCCUCCACACAAGGGCCUUUCUCCCCAGGAUGGGCGGCCAACACCCUCAUGGUGAAUGAAGACUACAGAUGGCUCUCAUAUGUCUUACUUCUCCUGCUGGAUUUAGUUGUGUGUCUUUUCAUCCUGCUGGGUUUGGCUAAACAGGCCCGGUGGCUCCUUAUACUGAUGACAGUCUUGGCCUGGUUGGCUCUGUUCCUGAGCUGGGGUUCGCUUGGUCUGGAGACAGCCACCGUAGUGGCUCUAAGCGAUUUUUGCUUUGACCCAAACACAUUUGUCCUCAACUCCACUAAUUUCAACACUGGAACAAGCACAGAUAUCUUGGAUUAUUACCUCACAUGCAGCCGGAGAAUGAACAGCCCAUUCCAGCAGCUGCUGACUCAGUCGCAGAGGGCGCUAUCCAGUAUUCACUCCCAUCUCUCCAAUCUGGAGAGAGACGCCCUCCCUCGGUUUCCAAAGGCAGAGAGAUCACUCAGGGAUGUACAGCAGAUCCUGAACUCCACAGAGGGGAACUUCCAUCAGCUAGUGGCGUCACUCAAUUGUCGGGGGCUUAACAAGGACUACAUCGACUCCCUGAAGGGUCUCUGCUUUGAUGGGAUGGAGGGCCUACUCUAUCUGUCUCUCUACUCGUUCCUCUCGGCCCUGGCCUUUACUGCCAUCCUGUGCUCACUCCCGGGGGCCUGGAGGAGCUUCGCCGGUGACUCAGAAGAAUACGAAGAUUCUGACAGUGAGAGCGAGGACCCCUUCACUUCUCAUCAGGCACGUAGACCGACGGCCAUGGGCUCCCAGCGAGGGGCUUUGCCCCCCUUCUAUAGUUACCAGGGGGCCGGCUGGACACCCCCCUUUUCUAGCGCGCCACCCCUCCCGACUCAAAACGCUUCCUCCAAUGGCAACCCUGGCUAUGAGAGCCUGCCCUUGAUUGACAGGCAGUCCCCACCCCCCUCUUACUCUCCCAGCAUGCUGACCGGCUAUGGGGGUAGUCAAUCAAACCCCAACCCCGCCCAUUCAAGGAGCCUGUAUUCACGCUAAUUAUUUUUUAUGUAUAGAAUAAAAAAAAAAAUCUAUAUAUAUAUAUAGCAAAUGUUUAGUUUUCAUAUGGAUGGACACUUUAAUGAGAUGAAAGAGUAAUUAAAAGAAAUGUGAAUGCAACUCGUGGAGUCAAGGGUGUAACGUCAGUACCAUUGAGAAUUAGAAGCACUUAAAUGCAACAGAUUGAAUGGUUGAUUUACAGAUAAAAGCCAUCCAGUGUGCUCGAGAGGUUAAUCCUCACUCAAAGUAACCCCUUUGCAAACCCCCUCCGGUCUGUCUAGUGUCAUUGUGAAUGGUUGCGCUGAAAGCCCAAAUGGUAUUGACGUUACUUUAGUUCUCUCUAUUUUUUACAUGUAUCACCACUUUAUUUUGGAGCUUUUUAUAUUGUUGUAAUGUAGUCAAAGACACAUAGCAACGAUGGCACAACUUCAGUGUAUGAUUAUGCAGUGUUCCUCACUUGGUAUUGAAACAUUUUUUUAUUGUUUACUGUACUUUUUUAUAGGUGGCAACUCUGUAUUACCUUGUGUACCUUUCUGAUACUAUAUAACCUAUAUUCACUGUAAAUGAUGUUUGGUUAUUGAUGCACUUUUCCUCCUUAUGAAACAUUCAUGUGAGGGCUAUGGUGACCAUCUUCUCUGAUUGCUGAGUGGAAGACUACAUUACCCAUCUGACACUGAGCAAUACAGCCUCUCCCACUGACAAUGACACAGUGGUUACAAAGUAAGCAGCAAUAAUAAUAUAGACAUCAAUGAACAGUGUUGUCUGUGUGUGUCAGGGGUCUGUGGGAUGUUCUGUGUGUAUAUAUAUAUAGAUAUACAUAUGCAUAUAAAUAUAUGGUAUGGUGGAUAUUGCAUUGAUCCUCCACCCCUUUCCAACCAGCCCCAUGUUUCUUCAUGUUAUUCCUCAAUAUUGACUUUCUAUGGUAUUAAUGCUCCUUUUGAAUGGCAUCCUUUUUCACUACAGAGUCUAAUACAAGUAAAAAAUAAAACCUACUGUAACAUGG
This is a messenger RNA of Clupea harengus (Atlantic herring), 4365 nucleotides long. RefSeq names its product tweety family member 1 (gene ttyh1). Gene Ontology annotation, cellular component: smooth endoplasmic reticulum membrane; plasma membrane. The record is from RefSeq and is a predicted model, not a curated record. Gene Ontology annotation, molecular function: intracellularly calcium-gated chloride channel activity; volume-sensitive chloride channel activity. Lineage: Eukaryota; Metazoa; Chordata; Actinopteri; Clupeiformes; Clupeidae. Bases 1605 to 3362 code for a protein of 585 amino acids. The transcript is spliced from 15 exons.